AUGUCUAGCAUUCUGAGUUUCGGCAUGUCGUCGUCAAAGAAGGAGAAGCAUUCUCCCAACAGCCGAGCCCGGCGUCACUCGGCUGUCAGUUCUCAUAGCAAGAAAUCCAAAAAGGAUAAAGACACAACGGACUCCGAGUCGGUUUCUUCAGGCUCGUCUGGGGACACAAUUGUAGUACCACCAGGGCUGAAGAAAUGUCCUCUCCGGUUCAUGCUUGCUGGUAUGCUCGAAGUGGAAAAAGACGGCAAACCCAAAACCCCAGGUUGUCCACUUCGAAGAGUUCAGCUAUGGCAUACUAUCCCCUUGGUCCUGCUUGCGAUUAUCAACCUUUUGCUCGUCAUCAUCGCGCUGCUCGGAUUAGCCGGAUACCGAAUUGCUAUGGGACUUCAAGGCUUGGUUUUUCGCAUCGCCAAGAACGAUUUCGAUUACCGCCCCUACUCCGAGUCGGAAAAUCUUAUCGAUACUAGUGAUGUGCCGGCGCCUAAAAAGAAGCGUUGA
Venustampulla echinocandica is the source of this 498-nucleotide messenger RNA. RefSeq lists its product as uncharacterized. NCBI's taxonomy places the organism in Eukaryota, Fungi, Ascomycota, Leotiomycetes, Helotiales, Pleuroascaceae. The transcript has a single exon. Bases 1 to 498 code for a protein of 165 amino acids. The record is from RefSeq and is a predicted model, not a curated record.